CUUAAAAGGGCAAAGCCAAAUCGAAAAUGGUGAAGAUAGACUGGGAGAAGGUAAGAGCGGUUGUAGAAUUGCUUCGCUUUUGAUUCUUAUCUUUACUCAGUUUACUGCGAGCUUCGGAUUUCAUGUCUUCCUCGCCGUGGUUCACAGUACCACGUUCGUCGCUCCGCCGCACAACUCUUCCGCCUCUCGUUCCUCUUCAUCCUCGACGCCGCCAGCCGUCUUCCUUGGAUUCACAUGCUCAGAAAGCUAGGUUUCCGGAAGCUCGCGGGAACGAGCUGAUUUACAGGAAUUAUCUGCCAACACUUCGCUGCUCCUCCCAUAGUGAUACCGAUGUAAAGUUGUUCUGAUUUUGCAUUUUCGCUUUCAAUUUCGUUAAUGUCUGGAUUAUACUGGUGCUUCUCGAGUUGUUGUGGUUUCAAUUGAUUCAUUUAUUUGCAUUUCCAUUUGAUUUUGAGCUUGGAAUUGUGUGGUAGCUAGCUUUUUAGGAGUAUUGUGUAGGAAGUAUGGUCUUUCGAAGAUAUUUUUCGAAAUAAUUCAAAUUUGGCGAAACAAAAAUUCAUUUUCCUAAAGUAUUUAGGCUGAAUGAGUCGAGCGAAACACUCUCUCCUUAAAAUGAUUCUGUUUAUUCUUCUAAGUACGCUCAAGGAUAAUCCAGUCAAAUUGAACAUCUUCAAGAACACAUCUAAAUAAGAAGCUGAGACACGGGAAGUCUUAAAACAAAGAUGAGAGUUUAGCAUAAGCCUAAGCUACGCUAUUUGUAAAGGAGGUUGGAGUAGUUGCUGUUCAAGACUGACAUUCACUCAUAUGCCAGCUGUAGGAGUUUUUACCCUUAGGCGGUGUGUUAAUGCGACGAUUAACCUCAACUAAUUGAAGUGAAUGGACACCAUUAUUCAUAUACUCCGACUUUGGUUGUCCACGCG
Messenger RNA from Cuscuta campestris, 920 nucleotides. The record is from the annotation of a GenBank genome assembly. Lineage: Eukaryota; Viridiplantae; Streptophyta; Magnoliopsida; Solanales; Convolvulaceae.